AAACUCAAACUUACCAGUCGGUGAGAAUGUCAGUUUGUUGAAUUGAAUUGAAUCGUAAAUAAUUUCUAAAGUACCUAACUGAAAACGCUUGAGUAAAUUACGCCGAUUUUCAUCUUAACAGUGAUAAUUUUAAAAAAUAAUCAAUAUGAAUACCAGUUUACGAUAUGUUUUGUAUAUCUGCAUCGUCCUGAACGUAGUACCUUACGUUUUCAGUAUAAAAUGCUGGAAUUGCCGGUCGAGCAAUGAUCCAAAAUGCGCUGAUCCAUUCGACAACAGUACGGUGCCAAUGACAGAUUGCAAACAAGAAAAGGGAUUGUCUCAUUUACCAGGAGUCCGGCCUUCUAUGUGCCGCAAGAUCAGGCAAAAAGUGAACGGCGAAUGGCGCUAUUUCCGAGACUGUGCAUACCUGGGUGAGGUUGGAAUCCAAGGAGAUGAGAGAUUCUGUCUCAUGAGAACUGGUACCUAUAACAUUUUCAUUGAAUACUGUACAUGUAACAGUAAAGAUGGAUGUAAUUCUUCAUCAAUAUUUAGUCCGUUACCUUUAUUCUUUAUCGUUUUAACUACUGGUAUUCUGAAGAUGUUAUCUUAAUUUUCGUUACAUAUGUAUCUUUUAUGGCCAGUCUCGGUAACCUAUUUGAUCAGUAGAUUUGUCUACUGCAUACAAGGCAUGGGACACACACCUGUCUCUUACUGAAGUGACAAAGAAAUGCCAAAUGAUUUGAUCUUGGCAUAACCAUUUCGCUUAACUCGUUGAGUACCGUCAUUGUAGACACAAUUAUAGAACAAUAGGUUGCGGUCACCGGUGACUGCUUGGUGUU
This is a messenger RNA of Spodoptera litura, 818 nucleotides long. RefSeq names its product crooked (gene crok). Lineage: Eukaryota; Metazoa; Arthropoda; Insecta; Lepidoptera; Noctuidae. The record is from RefSeq and is a predicted model, not a curated record. Gene Ontology annotation, biological process: positive regulation of voltage-gated potassium channel activity; sleep; regulation of synaptic transmission, cholinergic.